Messenger RNA from Malus domestica (apple), 1757 nucleotides. Its product is annotated as nuclear transcription factor Y subunit A-1-like. The record is from RefSeq and is a predicted model, not a curated record. Lineage: Eukaryota; Viridiplantae; Streptophyta; Magnoliopsida; Rosales; Rosaceae. Gene Ontology annotation, biological process: regulation of transcription by RNA polymerase II. Gene Ontology annotation, cellular component: CCAAT-binding factor complex. Gene Ontology annotation, molecular function: DNA binding; DNA-binding transcription factor activity, RNA polymerase II-specific.
GAAAUCAUAGCCUUGAAGUGGAAAUAAAAUAGGAGUGCUCUUCCAGUACAGUUAUAUACACAGUGAGAUUACAUGGAAUUGCAGAGAAAUUGUGAGAUUCCGAGGCCCAAAAUCUAGGGUUUUUUCGGGAUUGGCUUUUCUCUCAGCAAGUAAGUCUGCCAAGAGGCGUGCACGUUUUGGCCUUGAAGAUCACAUAUUAACUGAAUUCUCAAGAAAGUGGUGGUCAAUUUGUUGAACUAAGAUUUGGUCUCCAUCUAAGGAAAUUUGAGGCAUGCAGCCAAAAUCUGAAGCUGAAAAUCGACUACAUGCUCAUACUGUCCCACCAAGCAGUGUUUAUUCGGAACCAUGGUGGCAGAGUGUUGGAUAUAAUCCCAUCUCCCCAACUGGAACCGGGAGGAAUGUAUCCAACACAUCUUCGUUAGAAUGCCCAAAUGGUCUGUCAGAGUCUAAUGAUGAUCAAUCUUUGUCCAAUGAUGAGGCAAAUGAAGAUGAUGAUGAUACUGCCAAAGAUUCACAUACUACAUCUCCAAGAUCAGAUAGCACUUCCUAUUAUAUCUGGGAAUUUGCUGGAAAUUAUGGGCAAGACCACCACAAUGUAAAGCAUGCUGGAUCCAGUGUACCUACAGUGCGUGAUGAUUGCCUUGCGCAACCACCACAGCUUGAACUUGUUGGUCACUCUAUUGCGUGUGCUUCAAAUCCUUAUCAGGAUCCUUGUUAUGGUGGAAUGAUGGCAGCUUAUGGAUAUCCACCUUUGGGUUAUCCUCCUUUUCUUGGAAUGCCGCAUGCUAGAAUGCCAUUGCCUCUUGAGAUGGCACAGGAGCCUGUGUAUGUAAAUGCAAAACAAUACCAAGGUAUUCUCAGGCGAAGACAGGCACGUGCAAAAGCAGAACUUGAAAGGAAGCUAAUAAAAGUCAGGAAGCCGUAUCUUCAUGAAUCACGACAUCAACAUGCUAUGAGAAGGGCGAGAGGUACUGGAGGACGUUUUGCAAAGAAAGCUAAUGGUGAUACUUCAAACAGCACUGGACAAGAAAAGGGUACAAGUUCUGGUCCAGCCCACUCAUCACAAUCUGGCAGUUCAUCGGGUUCAGAACCCUUUCCGUCAGAUUCUGCCGAAACAUGGAAUUCCCCCAAUAGUCAACGGGAAGCAAGAGGUUCCCAAGCGCACAAUGCGUAUGCGGCUCACAAUUAUGCAAAUGGUAGUGGCUGCUGCCAGCCCCAUGGUGGCUUGCAGGCUUCAAUAUAUCCUUCAUACUCGGGCAAGAGAGGGGAAGAAGGAGAUUGUACAGGCCAGCAACGGGGAAGCAUAUCUUCGAACCAGGCCUCACAGAGGCGUCUUGCCAUCCAGUGAACCGCUGGAGGCAGAUGCUGUGGACUCUACCAGAAACGGGGCGAGUCCCCCUUGGAUCUCUUUGGCAAUGUGUUUGCCAGGCGGCAAUUCAUUCUUGGCUGUGUUCUUGCGCUCGAGGCAUAAACGUAGGGAAGGAGAGAUAUUGAAGGAUCAUUUGGCGUUGGUGAAGUCCUUAUGACUCUUUCAUUACGUCCUUUCCUACUUCUGCCUAAUGUACAGAGUAGUUUCAGUAAUUCUAAGUACAUACGAAAGACGGAAAGACGGAAAGAUGGAAAUUUAAACGAGUCGUACUCUUGUUUAAUGCAUCAACCAUCUUGUGUAUUGUGUUUGUCACCUUCAUUUUGAGAUGUGCGGUUGGAAAGAGAUUGGAAUUUCAGUUGUUUUUCGGUUGUCGUCGAUAACUGCUUGU